Trametes versicolor FP-101664 SS1 is the source of this 3077-nucleotide messenger RNA. RefSeq names its product ARM repeat-containing protein. The transcript has 13 exons. Gene Ontology annotation, molecular function: nuclear import signal receptor activity; small GTPase binding. Bases 84 to 2687 code for a protein of 867 amino acids. Gene Ontology annotation, cellular component: nucleus; cytoplasm. Gene Ontology annotation, biological process: protein import into nucleus. Lineage: Eukaryota; Fungi; Basidiomycota; Agaricomycetes; Polyporales; Polyporaceae. The record is from RefSeq and is a predicted model, not a curated record.
GCCUUGCUCGCCAACCACCACCAUCGCUCACACGAAUCUCGCUGAUCCGCUAAAAACAACGCACAGUCUCUUCAUUUACGACCAUGAACGCCAGUGAACUCCUCGCAAAUACCCUCUCGCCCGACGCACAUACGCGUGACGAUGCUACCCAAAAGCUUGAGAAUGCAUCCAGGGAGAACUUCCCCGCGUAUGUUGCAAUGCUCGCGUCGGAGCUGGUCAACGAGUCUUCACAGCCACACGUGAGGAACGCCGCUGGUCUUGCGCUUAAGAACUCCCUAUCAGCACGCGAAAUCGCGCGACAGACCGACUACGCCAACCGCUGGCUCGCGCUCGACGAUGGGACGAAGAACAAAGUGAAGCAAGACGCGCUCAUGGCCCUGGCCUCUCCCGCUGGUAAGGUCGGUACGGUAGCUGCGCAGGUCGUGUCUGCCAUCGCCGCCGUCGAACUGCCACAGGGGCACUGGAUGGAUGUCAUUGGGAUCCUGCUGGGCUUCGUGAGUGACCAGUCGAAUACGAGCCUCCGCGUCGCCACCCUGCAAACGAUCGGCUUCACCUGCGAAGCACUACAAAACAAACCUGAGAUCCUCUCGAUGCGCUCCAAUGAAAUUUUGACUGCGGUCAUUCACGGAGCACGCAAGGAGGAGCCUUCGCAGGAAGUUCAACUCGCGGCUAUCCAGGCAUUGCUCAACUCCCUCGAGUUUGUUCGGGACAACUUUGAGCGAGAGGGCGAGAGAAACUACAUCAUGCAGGUGGUCUGCGAGGCAACGCAGAACGCCGCUGUUCCUGUCCAGGUCGGAGCAUUCGAGUGUCUUGUGAAGAUCAUGUCUCUGUACUACGACAAAAUGAACUACUAUAUGGAGCGCGCGCUUUUCGGGCUCACUGUCAUGGGCAUGAAGCACAGUGAACCAGAGAUAUCCCUUCAAGCGAUUGAGUUCUGGUCAACAGUAUGUGAACUCGAGAGUGAGCUCGCGUGGGAGGCGUCUGAGGCGAACGAGUACGGCGAAGUGCCCGAGAACGAGAGCAAGUUCUUCGCGAAGAUUGCGAUGCCUGAAAUCGUCCCUGUCAUGCUCGACCUGCUUACCCACCAGGAUGAGGACGCCGAUGAGGACGAGUGGGACGUUUCGAAGGCUGCCGCCACAUGUCUUGGUCUGCUUGCACAAGCUGUGCAGGACACCAUCGUGGCCGCAGUCAUCCCCUUCAUCGAGGCCAACAUUCGGUCGACCGACUGGCACAUGCGCGAGGCGGCCGUCAUGACCUUCGGCUCCAUCCUCGAUGGGCCGGAUCCGAACGUCCUUACCCCGCUCGUGAACCAGGCGUUGCCCAUCCUCAUCGACAUGAUGGCGGACUCGAACAUUCAUGUCAAGGAUACCGUUGCCUGGACUCUCGGCCGCAUCUGCGAUCUCCUGAUCUCAACUAUCCAAGCCGACGUUCACCUGCACCCCAUGGUUUCUGCGCUGGUUGCUGGUUUGCAGGACAACCCGCGUAUCGCUGCUAACUGCUGCUGGGCGCUCAUGAACCUUGCCGACCAGCUUGGUUACGUUGAGGGUGACGAUCAGGAGACCUUCAACCAGCCCAGUGUACUUUCCCCAUACUACGAGGGUGUCGUCCAGGCUCUGCUCCAUCUGACUGAGACUGCCACCAGUGAGGGCCAGCACAGAACGGCUGCCUACGAAGCGAUCACUUCCUUCGUCACACACUCAACGCUCGAUACUAUCCCCGUCGUCCAGAACACGGCCGUAACGAUCCUCCUGCGUAUGGAGCAGCUGCUCGGUAUGCAGAACCAAAUCGUAGGUGCCGACGACCGCAACAACUGGAACGAUCUGAUGAGCAACUUCUGUGCUGUUAUCACUAGCGUCAUCCGCAAGCUCGGCGACGGCAUCCAACCCCUCGCGGACCGCAUCAUGACUCUCCUGCUUCAGCUGAUCAACGCUGCCGGCAAGACCUCCACACUCCUUGAGGACGCCUUCCUCGUUGUCGGCGCGCUGUCCGCGGCGCUCGAGCAGCGCUUUGCGCCCUACAUCUCCGCCUUCCUCCCGCACCUCUACCCGGCGCUCAAGGCGCACGAGGACACGCAGCUUUGCACCGUCGCCGUUGGCAUUAUUGGCGACAUCUCGCGCGCGCUGGGUGAUCAGACAGCGCAGUACUCAGGCGCUUUCAUGAACGUGCUCCUCGAGAACCUGCAGAGUGACGUGCUCAACCGGAACGUCAAGAUCUCCAUCUUGUCCUGCUUCGGUGAUAUCGCGAUGGCCAUCGGCCCCGCGUUUGAGCCCUACCUGUCUGCAACGAUGGGCGUGUUGAGGCAAGCGGGUGCCGUGCAGCCGAACCCGCUCGACAUCGACCUCGUCGAGUACGUCAGCCUUCUACGUGACGGUAUCCUCGAGGCGUACACCGGCAUUGUCGCCGGGUUCAAGAACACGCCCAAGGUUGAGUUGCUCCUGCCGCACGUCCCCGCCAUGCUCGAGCUCGUGCAGAGGUGUCUGGCUGACUCCGAGCGCACGGAGAGCUCGAUCAAGCUCGCUAUUGGCUUGCUUGGCGACCUCGCAGACGCGUUCCCGAACGGCCAGAUCAAGCCCUACCUGCUCGCGGACUGGAUUGCCAACGAGCUCCGCUUGAAGAGCCGUGUGUCGCCCGAAACCAAGAAGACUGUGCGGUGGGCCCGGGAGAUGGUGAAGCGCGCCACCGUGUAGAACUAAGAAAUCGUCCGUCUCGCCUCCCCUGUCAGAAUACCAUAUUCCGCUGUUCCCGUGUUCCAUCUUACAUCUCUUAUCUCUACUCACUCAACGUACCGCACCCAGCAAUCGCCCUCUGAAGGAGGACCCGUCGCAUAUCUCACGCUCGUAAUGACUCGCAUGCCGCAUAUGCAUAUGUAGUAGAAGCCGCCGCAGCCCGCCCCCGCCCGUCCGUCGCACCACCCGCUUUGCCGUCUAUAGGACCGUAGUAUUCUCGCGUAUAUCUUCUCUGUCACCCCUACUCCCCGAGCCCGCUGCCCUAUAUCGUAUCGUUGAUCUCUCUAUCGCUGUCGGCGCGCACACCUUGUAUCCCUGGGUCAUUUCCAUGAAUCAUCAGCCUCGUCUCCC